Molecule: messenger RNA, 3583 nt
Organism: Siniperca chuatsi (mandarin fish)
Lineage: Eukaryota; Metazoa; Chordata; Actinopteri; Centrarchiformes; Sinipercidae
Product: transmembrane protein 229A
Exons: 1
Coding region: 198-1277 (359 amino acids)
Source: RefSeq, a predicted model, not a curated record
AAACGCCACAGGGCGUCUCAAGCUGGGUCCACAAAACCAGGGUUUUCCGGGGAGCACGAGAAAGCAGCAGUCACUCUGCACAGUGCAGGAGAUGCUUGUAGCUGCAGCUCGCUUCACUGUGCGGCCGCAGCGGAGCAUAACAGAAAACAAUGUGUAGGAAGAGGCCAGCUGGAUCUAUCCAGACAGAGUGAGUGACCAUGGCCAGUCGGUGGCGAGACGCUCCUCGCAGCCGUUCAGGAGACCCCGCCCGUGCCUUAAAAAUGGUGCGAAUGCCCCGCCAACAAGAACCGUCCGGAGAGACCGAGGACGCGGCGGAGUCGCUGCGGGAGCUGCCGCGAUGGAUGCGGCUUUACUUCUACGGGAUGCACGGCGUGACUCUGGAUGUCCUGCUCUCAUCGUUACAGGGGGUUUUGAAUUAUCGGGACCCUAAACUGGUGGGCUUUUCCUCUCCGUAUCUUUGCAUUAUGCAUUCACUCACCCACUUUGCGCUGGAGAAGAUCUACUCACAGAAAAGGUGUUUCCGAGGUCGGCCUGUAGUGUUUCAUCUUGUUUUCUACCCGUCUGUCUACAUCGGGCUGCAGAUCCUGAUCGGGAACAUUAACACUUUGACCGAGCAGGUGAGGGUGGUAUCUGGCACGCAGCUGGCCGUGCACUACAUCUUGGCUCUCUAUUUUGGCCAGGUGUUUCACAGAGGGCUGUUAAGGCUGCAGUAUCAUCCCGCCGCCCCCCCGAGCAAAACCGGGCCGGAGGACAGCGGUCAUGAUCGGGGGCCUCCACGCGGUCUCCCAGGACUAGUGCGCUUCUUGUUCUUCGGGAUGCACGGCUUUCUGGAUGAGGUGCUUUUCACCUCUAUUUUCAACUUUGUGGAGAAGUCUGACCGGACCCUCAGCGGCCACACAUCCUUGUGGUCUUUCCUGAUGUACGGAAGCUGCAGCUUCGUGGUGGAAAAGCUCUACCUUCACCUGCACUUCAGCAGAGGCUGGGGGACUUUACGGCGGCUCCCCAUCUACAUCUGCUUCAUUUACACCUGGGAGUUCUCCUGGGGUCUGGUCCUGAGGCAGUUUGACGCCUGCUCCUGGGACUACUCCCAUUAUCCUCACAACUUCAUGGGGCUCAUCACCCUCCUCUACUUGCCAGGCUGGGUCUGCCUCAGUCUGUAUCAGGACAUACUGUCUAAUGUCCUGCUGAGAAUCAAGUGCACCAAAGAUGUAAAUGAUUUGAGUGGUGAGAAUGGAGAGGUCAAUGGACAGCUGGAGUCAAAGUCAAAACUACUUUAAUUUUUCUUUUUGAGGUUUUAACUUCUAGGGAAAGUCUGGAUCACAUUAGACUCAUGAAGAAACAAGCAGGCAUUAUUCUAUUCUAAAUUCAUCAAAUCAGUUUAAUGUGGGACCAGUUUGGCCUUUCAACUCAAAUCAUGGUAUAAAUAGCUGCAUUUGUCCACAUAUCCAAAGUAUUUAAGAUAAUUACUUUGAGUCUUUGGACAGUUGGUCAGCAAUAUGUUGCCAUGAGAGCAGAUGUUGAGCAGUUAAUAUUUUCAGCAAGUUUAGAGUCGGCUACAUUGGAGUCUGGACACUUGUUACCAGUAUGCAGAUGAGACAUUUUCCAGCUGAUAUUUCUGGGUCCAGUAAUAAAGAUUAAAUACUGGACUGCAUUGUUUACCUAACCUGUUUAAAUUCAGUAAACCUACUGCCAUUUUUAUCUGAUGUAAAAUGUAGUUGUAAUAUUAAUCUUUUACUAGUCUUCAUGACUUUGGAAGUGUGAAUAUUCUGUUUUUUUAAUGAUUGCAGUGGCAGACUUGCCAUCUUAUUAUACAUUACAUGCAUUGUGGCAGGUCUAGUUUGAGUUGGCUCGAUCGUGUCAUUUACAUGUGCAUCGGCAUGUUUUAACUGUAGCUCAUAUCUGCAUGCUACAAAGUAGAAAUAAAAUAACAUGUGGAAGGUUUUGUUUCAAACGGUUUAUGGUUUAGGUUUUGUUCACCAAAAUUCAAAAGUCAGUAUUCUCAAGACAAAGAAGACAUAAAAACAGCUGUUAAGAGGACAGUACCUAAUGUUCCAUCUUCUUUCAUGCAAGUAAUCUGUUUUUAAAUGUUCAUCUCUUUUUUUUAUUGUUAAUUUACAUUUUGAAACAAACUCCCUAUUUUCACUCAGCUUGUUAAAAUGACCCCCGAGUAAUGCAUGGUAACUAUUAGAGUAGAGAUAAACCCAGUAACAUAUGUAGCAAGAAAACCUGUAGCUGAAUGGAUAUGAGGAGCCAAGUGAGAUUUUGCUAUGAAUCUUUCAUGAACCAAACGUUACUUUGCUGGAGUGCCGUCAUGUGCAAACGGAGUCAAGACUCAAACAAACAAGGCCUGGUGUCCAUGGGGUUCUUCUUUUUAUAGUUGAAGCACAGUAGUGUUUUGCAAAUCAAUAUAAAAAUGUCUUAACCUUUAGCACUAAUGACGGUUUCAGUCAGUGAGGUUGCAUUUGUUCCAUUAUCAGAUCAACACUGGUUCCAUCGCUAAAUGAUGGGUGUUAACAGACAUAUUGUAAAUCCAGAAGGAAUAUUUUUUAUUUAAAUAAUCCCUAAAUAAACUCCAACUGUGUAUACUUUGUAGAGCAUAUUCUAACACACAAAAUUGGUUUAUAGUGGUCUUAUGCCUUAUUAACAAACUAAGUACCUGGCACUGUGACAAAACAAAUGGUGAUAAAUCUUAGCAAACUACUCUAUACACAUCACUUUGUUAGAUAACUAACCAUUGUUUGGGUAUACAGAAUUAAGUGGCUGAUAAAGUGAUGGAUUUGCCAGAAGUUGAAGCUGUUUCACUCCCACAGUAGCAUUUUAACUUAGUGCUGGAAUCAAUCCUAUCAUUUAUGAAGCUGCCCUUUAAUAAUUCCUUUAUAAUUAGAACACAUUUUGUUCUAAUCACAACUCUAAAUUCUGAUAGUACCUUAUUGUAGGAAUGAGUAGUGUUUUCUGAAUGUUUAGACAUGCUUGGAAUCUGUUCUGCUAGAUUUGAGUCUGUUUUAAGGGUUCAGUAAACGUAAUAAUUAUAUGCCCUUGUAUGGUGUGGGAACGACACUGAAAAUCAUUAUACUUCAUUAAAUAUAUUAGAAUCAUUCACUUUGGAUUCUUAAGAUACCAGAUUCUUCUGUCAAAGAUUUCUUCUUGUCUGUGGGUGAGUUGUCAAGUCUGUGUCUGCACAUGUUUAGAAGGUAAAUUGGCACAAACAUUAUAUCUUACCAUUUACUUUAAAACCACUAGCUGAUACCCCUAGCACUGAACUUUUACAGUGCUAGUGAGCCUGUGUCUGGUGUGUUUAGGGGUUUUUUGUUCAACUUGGCAGCUAUAUUAAGGUUCUUAAACAUUUGCACUCACUGAACCACAGCCACACGAGAGAAUGAAUUUGUACUUUCUACAUCUUUAAGAUUCUCCAUGGCCGAAUAACUGUAUUUAAAUCAUACUUUACUUUGUGCUGUUGUUACUCACCAAUUUUUAAAAAAAAGACCAAACUGCUUUUAGAAAAGAUAUGAGAGGUGGGAAUGAAAUUUGCAAUGGCAUGUACUAUACAACUUACAAUUUUAAUUAAAUCUGAAUUUUUCCUGUG